CGUUUUGAAUUAUGAUGAAACUGCUCUUUAUUUACCUCAAAUAAACAAACCUAGUGAAUAUUGAAGUUCCAGAGGUCGCAGCUGCUGCUUGUUUGUGUGGGUUGACAGGCCAGAGUCCACCGCAGGAACACGACGUUUACCGAGAGCUCCACACUUUUAACUCCUUAUAGGAGCAGAAUUGAGCCUGCAGAGUGGACUCAGUGUCAUGGCGGUCAGCAUCAUGUCGGCUUGUUGUCGAGCGUCUGUUCUGUCUCUUUUCCUUCUUGGCUGCUACCUUCAGGUCCUCAUCCAAGGACAAGUGUUCCAGGCUCCACAUACCCAAAGUGUGUUCCUGAGGUCCAAACGGGCCAACCACUUCCUAGUGGAAGAGAUCCUGCAGGGGAACCUGGAGCGAGAGUGUUAUGAGGAGCUGUGCAACUACGAGGAGGCACGCGAGUACUUCGAGAACGAUGCCAAGACGAUCGCCUUCUGGACAGUUUAUUUAGAUGGGGACCAGUGUAAGCCGAACCCCUGCCUCAAUGGAGGAAACUGCACAGACAAAGUGGGCGGGUUCCAGUGCUCCUGCUCCGCCCCCUACUAUGGACCAGUCUGUGAACUGGGAGCACUGGUAGAGAAAGAAAACAAAGAAUGGCCACUGUCUGCGCCACAAAUCAUCCUAGAGUGUCCGACUGAAGGCCCGACAGCUUGUCACCAGCUGUGCACGGUCUCCUACUUCACCUUCACCUGCUCCUGCAUGUCAGGAUUCAAACUACAGACCGACGGACGGAGCUGUGCGCCUGAAGUGGAGUUUCCCUGUGGAAGACUUCCUGACCACUUCAACACCACUGCGUCAGUGUGUCGCCAUGGAAACUGUCCCUGGCAGGUGUCCCUGCGGAACAGCAGGGGGGUGGAGCUGUGUGGUGGCGUGAUACUGGGUCGAUUCUCUGUCCUGACAGCCGCCCGCUGCCUCUUCCUGGACUCAAGAUCUGAUCUCCGACCUUCCGACUUCUAUGUGGUCGCUGGUGACAAGUCGAUGCCCGUCCCUGUCCGGACUCUGCACGUCCACCACCGCUUCCGUCGCGAUCACCACGACAACAACCUUGUCCUCCUGGAGCUAGCCCGCCCCCUGCACUUUAACCCCGCCCUCAUCCACCUCUGCCUGCCCACCAAGGACUUCAGCGAAAACAUCCUGAUGCAUUCUGGGAGAGCAGGUAUCACAGGGAGACGGGGGGUCAGUCGGAACCAGAAACUGGUCUACAUGACGCUGGACGAGUGUCGCAGUCAGCUGAAUGUCUCACAUCCACUCAGCAACAAAAUGUUCUGCAUGAGGAGGCAGAACGGAGCUUUAGGGAACCAAAACAGAGUCAAGAGGAGCCCGAAUGGACCUUCAGGGAACCAAAAUGGCACCCAAGGGAGCCCAAAUCAACCUUCACAAAAUCUAAAUGGGGCCCAGAAGAAGCUGAAUGAACAAACAGUGAACAGGAACCAAAGCCAAAAAAGAAAAAAUGGGGCACAGAACAGUGCCGGUUCAAAGAGUCACGGUGCUGCGAGGUCAGAGGUCAGCGGGGGGAAAUGUGGUGGCCUGUUGCCGGGGACGCCUGUUGCCUCAGUGGAACGAGGGACAGCGUUUCUGACUGGGCUGCUGAUGUCAUCAACCGCAGACUGUGAAGGUGGCGGCCUGGUGUUCAUCAAACUUUCCCGCUACCUGAACUGGAUCAAACCGAGGCUGGAGGCCACCGAGGAUCACACGACGACUCAAGUCCUUCAGUAUCCUGAGAAUCGCUAACAGCUCGCCUGGCGGUGCCAUCUUUGAAACUGCUUUUGUCAUUAAACUUCCUGUCAACUACAGAAUGUCUUCAGUGGACCAAACUAGUGGUUUCAAGUGUUUUAGCUCCUAAACUAGAAAACAUUUUCCAAAUCCUGAUGAGUUCCUCUUCAGUUCAGAGCCGACUCACUUCCCAACAGUCUGUUGUUUGUGGUUCAUGAUUCAAGAUUCCUCCGCUCCUCCCAACAACCACACAGACUGAUGACAACAUGAGUCCACACUGAAAGAGCAGAGUAACUCAAUGUAUCAAAUAAACGUGGUGGAGAGGAAACGCAGAGAAGCAGGAAAUGGAAAUAUUCAUGUAAAUUGAACAGUAGCCCUGAGGGGUCAAUAUUUCAGAAAACACACAAAAUGUGACAUUUGUAAAAACACAACGUGAUUUUCAGGGAACAAAAUAAACUUAAGUACAAAACUGA
Acanthopagrus latus (yellowfin seabream) is the source of this 2220-nucleotide messenger RNA. RefSeq names its product protein Z, vitamin K-dependent plasma glycoprotein b (gene prozb). The transcript is spliced from 9 exons. Gene Ontology annotation, biological process: proteolysis; blood coagulation. Gene Ontology annotation, cellular component: extracellular region. The record is from RefSeq and is a predicted model, not a curated record. Lineage: Eukaryota; Metazoa; Chordata; Actinopteri; Spariformes; Sparidae. The coding region runs from base 206 to 1765 and encodes 519 amino acids. Gene Ontology annotation, molecular function: calcium ion binding; serine-type endopeptidase activity.